AUGGCACGCUUUACCCACCGUGUCGACCGACGGGUGCGACAUCGCCCAGCAAAGCCCGAAAAGAGGCAUGCGACCUCCCAUGCCACAGCUCGAGCUCCCCGUCCGAUACCGAGUGCAUCGCCGUCUGCCACGCCAGCUACACACACUGUGCAGGAAGAAGCUCCGAUUCCGCCAGCUACCCCUCGUGCAGCAAUCGUCAGCACUACUGUCUCUCGGCCGCCCUCCAUCCCCCCAAAGUCCACCCUGCAUACCCGUCGCCCUGCAUCUGCUCCACGGAAGAAGAAACCUGCGAAGGCUACCGCUGCAAAGCCGAAGAAGAGCAAACAGGUAGCUCCAGAGCAAGACGAACCACGAAGAAGUACUCGCCGAAAGAUCGUGAUUUCAUAUACGGUGCAGGACGUGGACGACUAUGACGACUCAGACGCUGAUCCCGACUAUCGGGGAGACGGAUCUCGGUCACGAAAAGCGAAAGUUACGCACACCGCCGCUGAUGAGAGAGCUGCCGACAUGUUGGAUUUGGUUGGCAGCCACAAAGAUCGAAAUGAGCCCACGGCUCCGGGAGUCACUAGCCGUCAGAAGCAAGACGUGUUAAAGGAUCACGCCGAUGGUGAAGGUUGCUGUGAGAAAGACGAAGGAGCAGAGAGGACGGAGGUUGGCUAUGGGGUUAUUGAUGAAGAGAAUGUGGCACUGUGCAAAGAUUACAACAAGCGAAAGACUGCGGCUUCAAACUAUCUCGUCCCCUCGCCAGCCACGAACAGGAAGGGACAGGCCAGCAAUCCCCCAGGAAACGUCUGCCUUCGUGACACAAGCAUUGUUGGCAACCACGAAGGAGCUCAUGAAGUGGACCGUCUCGAUUACUCUGAAAUGAAAAAGUGUGUCGAAGACUUAACAGCCUUCGAGCGACGGCGGGUGCGUCUGAACCACCGCGGGGUCCGCGAUGACAGUCUGGACGACGCUGACAGCGGUGGGCGGCGGACGGUCGCCAAACAGGAAGCCUUAUUCGUCCCAAAUACCCCAGAUGGGCCAAAAUAUUCCGUUCCCCUGGGAGAUAUCGGUGGCUGUUCGGCCAACGACGGGACUGCCGCGACGCUUCACGGCAUGGGCGGCGAUUCGAAUGGGACACCGCACGACGACCAUACGGGCAUAGAAGAAAUCUACACUCAUGGAACCCCGUCGGCGGAUGUCCGCUACAGAGGAACACGGACCCAUGCCAUUGCUGCCGGUAAUCCAACUACCUCCAACAGCAUACAGCCCCGUACGGCUACCACGGUUACCGAAAAAGCCGUGGCCCAUGAGGGCGAACACAGCCCAAGCGAGAACAUACCCGACUGCGCUACGUCAGCUGGCCACACCUCGCUAAUCAACGACUUCGGCGUCUACACCAGCGACGGUCUCGCGAGACUUCCCCCGCCUAUGAAGUCCCCGAAACACAGAUUUCCGAACCUCAACGAACUUCCCGCGCCAAAGCGAGUUAAACGGGAUUGA
Messenger RNA from Tricharina praecox, 1485 nucleotides. RefSeq lists its product as uncharacterized. The record is from RefSeq and is a predicted model, not a curated record. NCBI's taxonomy places the organism in Eukaryota, Fungi, Ascomycota, Pezizomycetes, Pezizales, Pyronemataceae. The transcript has 2 exons. The coding region runs from base 1 to 1485 and encodes 494 amino acids.